Messenger RNA from Penicillium riverlandense, 2436 nucleotides. RefSeq names its product putative cell polarity protein. Gene Ontology annotation, molecular function: MAP kinase scaffold activity. The record is from RefSeq and is a predicted model, not a curated record. NCBI's taxonomy places the organism in Eukaryota, Fungi, Ascomycota, Eurotiomycetes, Eurotiales, Aspergillaceae. Gene Ontology annotation, cellular component: cell cortex of growing cell tip; actomyosin contractile ring. The transcript has 3 exons. The coding region runs from base 1 to 2436 and encodes 811 amino acids.
AUGUCGCCUGUCUCCGUCGAUGGCAGCGACUGGUCUGGGAUCAACCAAUAUCAAAAGACGGAGCCGCCCUUUUCGCCAACCUUCUCUGCUCGAGGAAAUCUCGCCACGCCCCCAACCUCGCAAGGCAUUCCCAGCGCUCCCUUGAGCCCGAGCAUUCCGCCUCCCACAGGCAGCGCAAACCCAUCACCACCCAGUUCGAUAGCUGCACGUUCGAGCGUGGGCACGCUGGGUGACGGUCAACGCGAUCCCAGACGAUAUCGGCAAAUGGAGGAGAUUCUGGGCCAGCACUAUGCCGCCCUCAAGAGAUUUCUGAAUGCUUCGUACCGCGACGACCGCGGACCCGGUCGUUCCAAUAAAGCCAGAGACAAGCUACUCCGCUUGUCACCCACCCAGUUCCACGAACUCAGUACCGAUGUCUACGAUGAGCUGGUCCGGAGGCAGCAGGCCAUGCCGCCGCCGGGCCGCCCACCCAGGCCCGAUGUGCCUCCUUUCCUGCCCCCGCGCAAAGAAUUCCACGAAAAGCGCAACCAGGCCCGCCAGAAGCUGGCGUCGCUACAGCACCAGCGAUUUCGCGAUCUGGCGACCGACGUGUACUGUGAGCUGGAGCGCCGGUUCCCACACUUCACGGGCCAAAACUUCCGGGGCCGGCCAGGUGGCCCGCCAGGCGGGGAUGCACCAUUUGCGCGAUCGUUCCAAAGCAAUACGAUGGUUCCGAAUAAAAGUACUAUGGUCGAAGAUAGUGACGAUAUGGGCAUGGACGAUGAUGAUGAUGCUCGGAGUGAUGCCUUUGCGUUGGAUGCGGUUCUAAGCAGACGGGGCACGACCACCACGAUUGGCGAGAGUGAAAGAAGACUCCUGGCGGAUAGCCAGGCCCAGGUCUCGGCAUUGCAGGAGAAGAUUGAUAAAUUGGAAGAGAUGGUUCGUUCCAAGGACGAGGAACUGGCCCGGUCGCAGGAUGCUUCGCAAUCUGAGGCGAGCAAAGAACGUGAAGAGUGGGAUGAACUGCGUCUGGAUCUGGAGGCCAAGAUGGCCCAGGCCGAGGACCGGAAUAGCUCGCUUCAACUGGAACUCGAACGCGUCCGCGCAGAGCACGAUGUCAUGGAGCGUGACCUUCGCACCCAGAUCGAAGAUGCCGCCCGAGGCACCGAGGAUGCGGCGUUGGCAACCCGGUACGCAGAUCUUGAGAUCAAACACGACAGCUUGCAAGCCGAGCUGCAACACCAGCGCAAGGUCACCGAAGAAGUCCGGCAGCAAGCGUCUACCUUCCUCAUGGAGAUGAAAACGCUCUCCGAGCAGAGCCAUGCGACUUGGGAGCGUGAAGAACAGUUGUCCGGCCAAGUCCAUCGGCUCGAGGACGAGGUCAAUGAGUGGAAGCACCGCUACGCCAAGGCGAAGGCGCAACUACGACAUGUCCGCGCCACGUCUGGCGGUAUCGCUGACUCUCGCCCUGACGCUAGCGUGCUUGUCAAGGAGCAUGAAUUGGUACAGGUGGACGGAUUGAUCAGAGAUGUUCAUGUCACCAAGUUCCAGAUGUCCGUGGACGAGCUGCUCCGCGUCGCUCGCUUCGAGGAAUCGCGCGUGGUGGUCCACCAGAUCAAGCUCGUCAUCGUGGCCGUCCGCCACAUCCUCCAGGACGUGGACCAAGGCCCGCUCCCCGUGGACGGAAGUGCCGCUUUGCGCACCAGGGCCAAGAACCGCGUGGCUACCACGACGAACAACAUGAUCACCGCAGCCCGCAACUUCGCCAGCUCCAGCGGCCUGUCGCCUGUGUCGUUGCUCGAUGCAGCAGCUUCGCAUCUGGCUAUUGCUAUCGUGGAGUUGAUCCGCGCGGUGAAGAUCCAGGCAUCGCCUGCCACCGAGCUGGAGGAUGAUGAGGCCGAGGUGGCGCAGAUGAAUGGCCAAGGCUACUUCGAAACCCCUGCCAGCCAAAGACGGUAUAGCAAUGGCUCUGAGUACAGCGCUAUGAGUCCCCCCGACCAUAGCCAUAUCUCCUCAAUCCAGAACGGUAUUAUCAAUGGCUAUGGCGCCGCGCAGGAGGACCACGAAGUCCAAGAACUCAAGCUAUAUGUCGAAGACCAAACCGACGGCCUCGUUCAAUCCAUCCAGUCCCUAGUCGCCAGCAUCCGCGCCGAGGACGGUCUGACCACCGUGCAGACCCACGUCUCUGCGAUUUCUGACGUUGUCGCCAACGUCGUCUCCUCCACCGAGCACCUGGUUCACGAGCGCAGCAGCGACAAAGCUCUGCGAGAGCGCGCAGAGCCCAUUGUCCAGGUCUUGGACGAAUGCCGCGCCCGACUGGAGGGAACUGCCGCUGACGGUCCGGACGCCAUUAACAAGCUGCCGCCUAUUGCAUUUGAGAUCGCGCGCCAGACCAAAGAGCUUGUGCAUCGUCUUGACACGGCUGCCAAUGGAUAUGAUGAUGAGGACUUCCGAUGA